Malus domestica (apple) is the source of this 10592-nucleotide messenger RNA. Its product is annotated as chromatin structure-remodeling complex protein SYD-like. NCBI's taxonomy places the organism in Eukaryota, Viridiplantae, Streptophyta, Magnoliopsida, Rosales, Rosaceae. The record is from RefSeq and is a predicted model, not a curated record. Gene Ontology annotation, molecular function: histone binding; DNA binding; ATP binding. Gene Ontology annotation, biological process: positive regulation of transcription by RNA polymerase II. Gene Ontology annotation, cellular component: nucleus.
UCUCUCUCUCUCUCAAGCCAAAUUGCAUUUCUUAGCGCGAGGGUUUUUUUCCACAACUGCUUCUUCUCUCUCGCUCUGACUCUUAUUUAUGAAGCUCUCCAGCUCGCAGCAGCAUCGCCUUCGAAUUCCGGGUCGGAUCUCCGAUUAGGGCAGUUCGAAUUAGAUGGCAUCUUCACAUAAUGUUGAGUUGGAGGCAGCCAAGUUUCUCCACAAACUCAUUCAAGAUUCUAAAGAUGAGCCUGCCAAACUUGCUACGAAGCUUUACGUGAUACUACAACACAUGAAGUCAAGUGGGAAGGAACAUUCCAUGCCAUAUCAAGUGAUAUCAAGGGCCAUGGAGACUGUUAUUAAUCAGCAUGGUCUUGAUAUUGAAGCUUUGAAGUCCUCACGCCUUCCUAUGUCUGGUGGAACUCAAACAGCUUCUUCUCAUGCUGUUGCUGUUGCAAAAGAUUCCAAAGCAGGCUUGGCUGAAAAUGAGAUGUCUAAUAUGGACAAGUUUUCUUUAAGCGGACCGCCUGUUGGCCCUAGCAGUACAGGAAAUGAUUAUUAUCAAGGAUCCGCAGCUCAUCGGAGUAGUCAAUCUUUUGAUCAUGAAAGUCCAUCUAGUUUAGACUCUAGGUCUGCCAAUUCACAGUCACAAGAAAGGCGUGAUACAAACAAACAGGUGAAUCGAAAGGAUGGUAAAAAACCCACCACUAAGAGGAAGAGGGGAGAUACAUCCAUGCCUAUGGAACCGCAUCCUGAAAACCCUCAACAUCUUGAUACUGGAAAUGCUGCAGUUAAUACAAGGAAGGGAAAGACAAACAAGGUUGAACCACCUGCUGGUUUCUCAAGUAAAGGUGGUGAAACUGCUAGUUUUAAUAUUGGUCUGGGUGGUGGUCAAAUGGAACAUUUUACAUCGUUCUCUGGAAGUAUGAGACCACUGCUCAGAGCCAAGCAAGAAGGUCAACCUUCAGAAAAGCAGUUGGAUGUGACAAAUACUACCAAUUCGAUGUCUCGGGCUCUAAGUUCAAAUCACCCUGAAGAAAUGGAAGUUUCCUCUACUCAUAAUGCUUUAACAAAGCAGCAAGCCACUUCCAUACCUCCUAUACAUGACACUAUGGGCAUAUGGAAUCAAAGUAAAGCUGGCUUUCCAUUUGAAAAAUCUCAAGUUCCCAGAUUUUCUUCUAAUGUUGCCAUUCCAGGUAAUAUGUCAGCAGAGAUUCCAAUGCAGCAGUCAACGUCUCCAUCACCUGGAUCAAGCUCUUUUGGCAAGAUUCAAGGAGGCGUGCCAGUUGCAUCUGGUUCAUACCAAGUAGCAGAACCUGGAUUCUCAAGUCCAAUCAAUUACAGCAGCACAUUGGCCUCGACUGGAAAGGUCUCUGAGCAUGAUGGAGGAAAUACUAAUAUAUUAGCAGAUGGAAAUAAGACAUCUCAGGCUGGAAGGCAAAAUAGUGCAGUAGAAAUGAGUAUGCUGAGAAGUGCAGCUCUGAGAGAUACUGGUAAAUCCCCAGUUCACUUGGCUUCUGGAUCUCCUGGCAUGCCUUUCCAGGAACAGCAGUUGAAGCAGCUCAGAGCACAGUGCCUUGUCUUUUUAGCCUUCAGAAAUGGUUUGAUGCCAAAGAAACUACAUCUUGAAAUUGCACUCGGUAACAUUUUCCCUAAAGAAGGUGGCAAUACAGAUGGAUCUCGUAACGAGUUCGUUGACCAUAAAGGAAAAGCGCAGUUAUCAAAUGAGCCAAAUAUCAUUUCUGAUGCUACUACACCAUAUGGAAGACUUAGCAAUGAGAGGGAAACUGAUAAAAUGCUGCCCAGUGCCUUGUCCACCGGAAAGUUCCCUGAGACUGAUUCUCUGUUCAUAGAAACUGAGAACCCGAAAAUGGAAGAAAAAAAUGGCCCACCUCCAGAUCACUUUGUACUUGCAGAAGAAAGAAACCAUCUUAUUGGUUUACAGAAACCAGAAUCUGAAAUACAGACCCAUGAGACCACAAUCUCGCCGGCAAGUUUAACCAUUGCAUCACAGCAUCCUGAAUCUUCAGGUGCAAGGAGUGGUUCAACUGUCAAUAAUCCUUUGGACAAUAUGGAAAAUGGACAUUUGCAACUUGGAAGGGUCCCAAAUCUUAGCAGCAGCAAUGUCAUGGGGAAUCAGCAUACAGGUAAUCACCCGGCUUCUUUUUCACUCAGAGAUUCUUGGAAACCGAUUUCUGGAAUUGGAAAUGAUCAUUACACAGCAGGUGCAUCAAAGGAUGCUCAUAUCCUGCCGAAACAUUUAUAUCAGGGACAAGUAAAGAAUGAUAACCAUACUGAUUUGCCACCUUCACCAAAGUACACUAUGUCAGAAAAGUGGAUUAUGGAUAAGCAGAAAAAGAAGCUUUUGGAUGAACAAACUUGGAUUCUAAAACAGCAAAAAGCGAAGCGAAAAAUUGCGACAUGUUUCCACAAAUUAAAGGAAAAUGUGAGCUCUUCUGAAGAUAUAUCUGCAAAGACCAAAAGCGUCAUAGAACUGAAAAAACUACAACUCUUGGAGCUGCAACGCCGUCUCCGAAGUGAAUUCUUGGGUGAUUUCUUCAAACCAAUCAAUACUGAAAUGGAUAACUUGAGAAGUUGUAAGAAAUAUAGACAUGGUAGGAGGAUAAAACAACUUGAAAAGUUUGAGCAAAAGAUGAAGGAAGAGCGACAAAAGAGAAUUCGGGAGAGGCAAAAGGAGUUCUUUGGUGAAAUUGAGGUUCACAAGGAAAGACUGGACGAUGUGUUUAAACUUAAGAGAGAACGCUGGAAGGUUUUCAAUAAGUAUGUGAAGGAGUUCCACAAAAGGAAGGAACGUAUCCAUCGUGAGAAGAUUGAUAGGAUCCAACGUGAAAAGAUAAAUUUAUUAAAGAUCAAUGAUGUGGAGGGAUAUCUGCGAAUGGUGCAGGAUGCCAAAUCUGACCGUGUUAAGCAACUUCUCAAAGAGACUGAGAAAUAUCUUCAAAAGCUUGGUUCCAAACUACGAGAUGCAAAGGCUUUGGCAAGCCGAUUUGAGCAUGAUGUGGAUGAAAGUGGAACUGCAAGUGUGGUGGAGAAGAGUGAGCCUACUUUUGAAAAUGAAGAUGAAAGUGACCAGGCUAAGCAUUACAUGGAGAGCAAUGAGAAGUACUAUUUGAUGGCUCAUAGUAUAAAAGAGACUGUUGCUCAGCAGCCAUCUAUUCUUACCGGUGGAAAAUUGAGAGAGUAUCAAAUGAAUGGCUUAAGGUGGUUGGUAUCACUAUACAACAAUCAUUUGAAUGGUAUUCUGGCUGAUGAAAUGGGCCUAGGUAAAACUGUUCAGGUAAUUUCAUUAAUUUGUUACCUGAUGGAAACAAAAAAUGAUCGAGGACCUUUUCUAGUGGUUGUGCCAUCUUCAGUUUUACCUGGAUGGGAGUCAGAAAUUAACUUUUGGGCCCCUAGUAUUCUUAGAAUUGUCUAUGCUGGCACCCCUGAGGAGAGACGUAGGCUAUUCAAGGAAAGGAUAGUUCAACAGAAAUUUAAUGUCCUCCUUACGACAUAUGAGUAUCUGAUGAAUAAGCAUGACAGACCAAAACUAAGCAAAAUACACUGGCAUUAUAUAAUAAUUGAUGAAGGUCACCGGAUAAAGAAUGCUUCCUGCAAGUUAAACGCCGAGCUGAAGCAUUAUCAGAGCUCUCACAGAUUGCUGUUAACUGGAACUCCAUUACAGAAUAAUCUCGAGGAGUUGUGGGCGCUACUAAACUUCUUGUUGCCUAAUAUUUUUAAUUCGUCAGAUGAUUUUUCUCAGUGGUUCAACAAACCAUUUGAAAGUAGUGGUGAUAACUCAGCUGAACAAGCCUUGCUGUCUGAGGAAGAAAAUCUAUUGGUCAUAAACCGUCUUCAUCAAGUACUUCGACCAUUUGUCCUCCGGAGGCUGAAGCAUAAGGUUGAGAAUCAACUACCCGAAAAGAUUGAGAGACUUGUAAGAUGUGAGGCUUCUGCAUAUCAGAAGCUUCUAAUGAAGAGGGUAGAAGACAAUUUGGGUACAAUUGGAAAUUCUAAGGCGCGGUCAGUGCACAACUCUGUUAUGGAGCUUCGCAAUAUAUGUAAUCAUCCAUAUCUCAGCCAGCUUCAUGCAGAGGAGGUUGAUAACUUAAUACCAAAGCAUUAUCUUCCCCCAGUUAUAAGGCUUUGUGGGAAGCUUGAGAUGCUAGAUCGAUUACUUCCCAAGCUAAAAGCUACAGAUCAUAGGGUUCUUUUCUUUUCAACAAUGACUAGGCUACUUGAUGUUAUGGAGGAAUAUCUUCACAUUAAGCAAUAUCAGUACCUUAGGUUGGAUGGACACACAUCUGGGGGUGAUCGCGGUGCCCUAAUUGAUAUGUUCAACAAACCGGAUUCUCCCUAUUUUAUAUUUCUUCUUAGCAUUCGGGCUGGUGGUGUUGGAGUAAAUCUUCAAGCUGCAGAUACAGUAAUCAUAUUUGACACUGAUUGGAAUCCACAGGUUGAUUUGCAAGCACAGGCAAGGGCUCACAGAAUCGGCCAGAAGAGGGAAGUACUUGUUCUUCGGUUUGAAACGGUUCAAACUGUUGAAGAACAAGUCAGAGCUGCAGCUGAGCACAAGCUGGGAGUUGCGAAUCAAAGCAUUACUGCUGGUUUCUUUGACAACAAUACAAGUGCUGAAGACCGAAGAGAAUAUUUGGAGUCCCUUUUGCGUGAGUGUAAGAAAGAAGAAGCUGCACCUGUAUUAGAUGAUGAUGCCUUAAAUGAUCUUUUAGCUCGCAGUGAGCCAGAAAUUGAUGUUUUUGAAUCAGUUGACAGAAGAAGGCGAGAAGAAGAGAUGGCAACAUGGAAAAAGUUGGUAUGUGUAAAAAGCAUGGAUAGUUCAGAGACCCUACUUCCCUUGCCUUCUCGCCUUGUUACAGAUGAUGACUUGAAGGAGUUCUGUGAAGCAAUGAAGGUAUAUGAGGUUCCAAAAACUGGUGAAAAGUCUAAUGAUGGGUUAAAGCGGAAGGGUGGAUCUCUCGGGGGCCUUGAUACUCAACGUUAUGGCCGGGGGAAACGGGCAAGAGAGGUGCGUUCGUAUGAAGAGCAAUGGACAGAAGAGGAAUUUGAAAAGUUAUGUCAAGCCGAAUCACCGGAUUCCCCUACAAAACCAAAAGAAGAAGUUACUGAGUCAAACAUGCCAAAAGAUGACAGUGGGUCUGUGGUGGCUGUUUGUGAAACAGAACUUCCUGCUCCACUCCCACCACACAUAUUGUCACCCUCAGUGGAGCUUUCCCAGAUGCAGCAAAGUAAAGAGGUUACCCCACCAGCUAAACGAGGCCGUGGAAGGCCAAAAAGAGCAACAUUAAAUCAAUCACCAGCUGCAAUGGUUCUUACAGCACCUUCUGGAACUAAUAAAGUGGAUACUGGGUUGCAAAGAGGGAUGACAUCUAGCCCUGCCACAAACUCGGGCCCUGAUUCAGCACCUACUUCUGCUAAUGCACAGAAUAUUGGUGGAAUUGUACAACAUACUAGUAUUGUGGCCUCACCUAAUUCUCAGCCAAUUGCUCCUAAACCUUCUGUUACUCCUGAUUCUCAGACGACCACUAUUAGCCCUUCUCCAUCAACACAAUCAAGAGGAAGAGGUCGGAAGGCUCAAAGUGGACCAGAAGUACCCAGGCGUAGGGGAAGGAAACAGGCGCCAAUAUCACCUGGUGUUGGUGGAGUAUCUGGUCUUGAUCCAAAACAAAAUGAAGCAUCACAGAACAUAUCUGUGAAUCCACUAGAAAAUCAAGCCAUUGGCAUGAGUGGAACUGUUUCUAGUACUUCCGCAGUCCAACAACCUGAGUCUUUUUCUGGUUCUGCUCCUUUACAAGGUGUGAAUGGGGCUGAUCAUCAAGUUGGUGAUGUUGUAGCUUUGAGUUCUCAGCCAGCCCUUUCUUCUCCAUCUGUUGCUCCUUUGUCUCAGUCUUCUCCUUCCCCUUCUGUACCCGAGCAAAUGAAAGGGCAAGACCGGAAGGUUCAAGGUGGUGUAGGGGCACCGCGACGUAGGGGAAAGAAACAGGCGCCAAUAUCACCUGCUGUUACUGAUGUGUUAGUUGGUCAAGAUUUGAAACCCAAUCUGCAACCACAGGAUAAACCUGGGGAUUCAUCUGGAAGCAAAGACAUUGCCAUGCAAAGUAAGCAAGAGGCUGAUGGUUUAGCUGGUCAGGAUCUGAACUUAACCGAAGAGUCGGUAAAUUUGGCCCAAGCCAAGCAGAUAACUAGCUCAACAAUGAUGCAUGAUACAUCCGUCAGAUCUCUUGGUCCUGCUUUGGGAGAAAGUCAAAAUGUUGUCGCAUGCAAUUCUUCUGUUACAGUGAAUGAAGGUGCUGCAGCACCAGCUAUUCCAACUCCCUUAACUGCACCUCCAUGUACUCCUUUAAUUGAAUCCUUUCCCAAAUCAACUUCCGUGGAAAACACCGGUGAGGCGAAAUAUGAUGUUGCUAAGACUGCUCCUAGCUCUCAGUCAAUGCCUUCCAACCCUUCUGCUCCUCUAGCUUCUCAAUCUCUCACUCCUUGCUCUUCUGAAACAGUACAAGUCAAAAGACAAGGUCGAAAGACUUCAAACAGAGCCGAAGCACCUCGUCGUAGGGGAAGGAAGCAGGCUCCGGUGUUACCAUCUGUUUCUGAUGGUCCAGCUGGUCAGAAUCCAAACUUAAGUUUACAAUCACAGAAUGCAUCUGCUGAUACAUACGGGAGUAAGUCUGCUGCACUGAGAAGUAAGCAAGGUACUGAUGGACAGGAGUUGACAAAAGUUACUCAGGACCAGGCAAGUCAAGCACAUUUAGCGGGUCAUGAUCCAAAGAGAAAAGAGCAGCCAGUCUUUUCAACCCACAAUAAGCAGCCUGCAAAUUCAUCAUCAACGCUUGAUGUUCCUCCAGGAUUCCCUGAUAAGAGUUCUGCUUUGGGCCGUAUCCAGACUGCUGAUGUAAGUGAUGUUGCUCGUGUGAUGAAGGAGGUCUUUUCUGGGACACGUUUGUCAAAACCUAAAAUUCCCGAGUCAUCUGGGAGAGAGGGUAGGGUUGUCCCUUGUGUACCUGUAUCAAGCAAGGCUCCUGUGGAAUUAGCCAAAAACCAAUGUUUGGAGGAUAAGGCAUCUCCAACUGUGUCAACUUUGGAAACAGCAGCCCAUCUACUUGACCUCCCAGCGAAUUACGAAAAGCAAUCUGGGACUGGUGUUAGUGCAGAAGGGGAGAGGGACAAACCACCUGCUUUGAAUGAAACCCAUGUUCCCAUCACAAAUAUGGAGCAAGACUCGACAGCUGUAGGUUCCACUAAAGAAAUGGAAGACUCAAAACAACUCUGUGUUGAUGGUUCAACUAUGGAGAGUAAAACAGAGACUGUUGUUCAGACAUUGUCUCGAGAUGUUGAUGUGCCUGAUUCUAGUAUUGGGUCCUCUGGGGGUGAGAUGAAUUCAUCUUUGGUAUUUCAAAGUAAUAGUGAGCACCUUCUGGUGAUUGGGAGUGAUUCCGGAAAGAAAAUUGAAUCUUUUUCAGGAGAGUCUCAUAAAUCCUCUGCUGUUGAGCACCCUUCAAUUUCCAAGGACACUGAUAAUGCUAGUCUUCAUCUUGUUGUUACACCUCCUGUUCCUGGGGUCCCAGUUGAGUCAAGUGAGGUGGGCCUUCCUGCUGUGGUUGAUUCUGAAAACAAAAUAGGGAGUUAUGCUAAGGAGAAUCCAAUAUCUCCUUGUAUUACCAAGGAUGCUGGCCAUCAUUCUGAAGACCCUUCACCUAUUACUUCAAGUCCAGAUCAUUCAGCAGACAAAUCAGAACAUUCUUCAAAAGAGUCCCAAGAAUCUUCCCCCCAUGAUAGAAAAACCAUUCUAUUCAUGUCAUCUGAAAAUGUUUGUCCUGGAGGAAGUGCACCCUUGUCUGUGGGUUUAGAGGAUGUAGUGCCUCCUGUUAUGGCUGAAGAUGACCCUGGAAGAAAGAAUAAGCCUGCUUCAGAAGGUUGCGCACAAAACUCUCCUCUGAGCCAUGAUAAUUCCACAAUUAUUCCGGCAAUGCUAAAUCUUGAUUCUGGAGGGGGUUCUCUUGACAAAGUUGACAUGCCUUUUACAGAAUCUGAAGUUGUUAAUUGUUCUGGUGAAGGUGUUUGUUUAAAUUCAGAAAUUUCAUCCAAGAUUGAUGAUUCUGAAGCUUCUCAUGAAUCAAGUGGUGGCGAUUCAGGGCGUAAUACCACUUUGCAUGUAAUUCCUUCUGAAAAGGGCAUCUUGGAACUUGGAACUGAAAUGACUGGGGAUGGUAGUAUUGAUGUUUGCAAUAUGGAAGUGGACCCUGCUGAGGGUGCUCAAAUGGAUAUUUCUCAUGCUGGUAGUUGUCCACCUGAAAAAGUAUUGGAUACGGUUUUACCCUCAUCUUCAUUGGUAGUGGUGGGAGAAAUUCAUGAAUCAUCUGAUAGAGCUCAAGUUGGCAGCUACAAGGCACAAGAGAACCCAAAAGUUUCUAGUCCUGCCUUGGUUGUUUCUCAGGAUGGUAUAUUUGUAUCAGAAGAUAAAUCAGAAGUCUUGCCGUCAUCUUCCAUAGGGGAAGCGGAAACAGUGGAGGGCUCAUCUGUGAAACGCCAAAGUAGCAGCUCACAAUCUCUAGUGGAACAGAAUCACGCUGUCACUGAAAUGGAUGUUAAAUCGCCACAACAUAUCUCUGAAAAAAUUGAUGUUUCUUCAUCUUUAAACACACACAAAGAAAAGAUUGAGGGUUCAUCUGAGAAGAGGCCAAGUUGCAGCUCAGUACUACUGGAAGACACAAAAGGUUCUGAAGGUUUAACAGUUGUUCAAAUGGAUUUCUCUCAGGUUCAUGGAACUGUGCAAGAGAAUAUUGUAUCAGAAGGUAUGACUGAGGAGGGGACGACUAAGGACAUAUGUAAGACCAAUCAAGUUUGCAGCUCAUUACCUAUGGAGGAACCAGAAGUUUCUAGAGCCAAAAGAGACGCUCUAAAUGAUUCAUCUCAGAUUGAUGGGAAUCUACCGGAAAUGAGUGUGACUGGAAACUUAGAUUCUCCUCUAUCUUUAGUGACAGAGGAAGGAAAUACUGAUAUAUCUGGAAAGUUUCCAGUCGGCAGUCCAGUACCAGUGGAAGAAGAAAAGAUUGAUGGAACGUCUGUGAAACAUUUCGGUGGGAGUUCAGACUUAUUAGGAGAACCGAAAGGAUCUGACACUGAAGUGGAUGUUUCUCUGGUUAGUGAGCUGAAGCCCGAAAAUAUAUCAGAAAGUGAUAUUCUGUCUUCAUCUUCUGUUGUAAUUAAGGAAGGAAAGGUUGAGUGCUUAUCUGAGAGCGGUCCAGCCAGAUCAAUAGUGCUGGGGGAUGCAUCUGAAGCUUUAGUUUCUGAUAAAAUGGUUGUCUCUGAGGUUGACACAUUUGUGCCCGAAAGGAUGCUAGAAGAUAUGCCUUUAUCUACCUUGACAAAAGAGCAUGGAAGUACUGAGGGCUCUUCCGAGAAGGGUCAAGAUGGCAGCAGCUCAGUACAACUUGAGGAAUCAACUGGAAAGGAAGAUGAAAUGGAUCAUCCAAAGGAAACACCCAGAUAUUCUGGGGAUUUGCUUGUAAAAGAAAGUGUUGAUUCAGAAGAGGAGGUUCAACGGUUAUCCAAGAAGGAAGCUGUAAGCAGCUCAGCGCAGCUGUUGGAAUCAAUGGUUUCUGAACCUGAAACGGGUGAUCAUUCCGAUGCAUCCAAGGUUGGCAUGGUACCACUAGAAGAUACAAUGGCGGAGGACGUUGACCUGCCUGCAUCCUCGAUAGAGACUGAAGGAAAAGGUAUAGAUCGUCCAUCUGAGUUUCUAGAUGGCAGCUCAGUGAUGGAGGGUCCAAAAACACCUGUAGCUGACGAGGAUGCUCAGGUGAAUGCUCCUGAUGCUUGUGAGAGGGAGCCAGAAGUUGUGUCUGAAUCUGUGGAUAUGCCUCCGGUUACCUCGACCAUGGUGGAUGAUGAUGUCAAAGGUUCAUCAGAAGCAGUUCCCAUAGUCAGCUCCAAAGCACCAGAGAUGUUGGAAUCUGAAGCUAAAAUAUUUGAGAGUGUUGAAUGCUUAUCUGAGGCAAGGCCCGUGGGCAGCUCUGAAUCACCAGAGUCAAAAUCCGAAGCUAAAGUUGCUGACGCACCGGAGGAGUCAAAAUCGGAAGCUAAAGUUGCUGAUGCUUCUCAGGUUUCUGAGACAAUGCCAGAACUUGCAUCUGAAAAUGCAGAUCAGCCUCCAGUUAACAUGGCCGUGGAGGGUGACAAUAUUGAAGGCUUAUCGGAGGCAGGGCCAGUGGGCAUCUCGGAACCACCAGAGGAGUCAAAAUCUGAAGCCAAAGUUGGCGAUGCUGCUCCCGUUUGUGGGACAAUGCCAGAAAAUGCAUCCCGAAGACAUGGAUAUUGAGCCAUCGGAGGGUGAAAAUGUGGGGCUACCAGCUGAGGGACCUGUUGGUGAUAACUCAAUGGAACAGCCUUGAAGUAAACUAACUGCCUGACUAGAGAGUUUGAGUAGAGCUUGUUGGAGCAUAAAAAACACCUGAACUAACUAUUCAGUAAAUUAUAGUUUGCUGCCCUUUGUAAAGGGAAUUAGGUUCCUAAUUAAUAUUUAUGUAGAUAAAAGUAUUCAUAUAUGACUUAUUUUUGUGGAAAAAGCUCCUUCUGGGUUUGCUGCUUUA